Bubalus bubalis (water buffalo) is the source of this 4327-nucleotide messenger RNA. It is a transcript of the gene RPP25, whose product is annotated as ribonuclease P and MRP subunit p25. Gene Ontology annotation, molecular function: RNA binding. The coding region runs from base 1039 to 1671 and encodes 210 amino acids. NCBI's taxonomy places the organism in Eukaryota, Metazoa, Chordata, Mammalia, Artiodactyla, Bovidae. Gene Ontology annotation, biological process: tRNA 5'-leader removal. Gene Ontology annotation, cellular component: ribonuclease MRP complex. The transcript is spliced from 2 exons. The record is from RefSeq and is a predicted model, not a curated record.
CCGAUUGACUAACAGCAAAUUCCACCUGAGAAGGGGGAUCCACGUGAGCAGAGGACAAAGUCUGGCUUACUCUAGGGCAUGCAGCUCUAAUACUUGACUUUCAGGCAUGGACGGAGGGAGCUUAACUCCUCUUGAGAGGGGGGUCUCAUCGUUCUCGUCCCAUUCAUCCCAGGGGACAGCCUGGCCCAGAGCCUAGUUCGCACACCCCAGCGGGUGUGCGGAGGUGUCUGGGAGCCUUCAGCUCCGGUCAGGCGCGGCGAGGCUGAGACCUCAGUUCUCCGGCUGCCCUGCGAGGAUCAUGCCGAGACAUAGUCGUCGAGGGCAGGCGCGGAGCGGAGACGGAGCCAGCGCCUACUACACUCAGCUGACAGCGCGCAGGCUGUCAUUCAGGCGAGAAGAGCGGCUCGGGAGCGAAGGGACGGGGUCGAGGUGGGGGUGUCGUUCCUCUAGGAGUGGGAGAAAAAGGUCCCAGUUCCCAGAAGGCCGCUUUGAAAUCUCUCAUUGGGAGCGGGCAAGGGGUGGGUGGACUUCCCCGAACCGCGGAAGGGCUCGGGGACCCGGCUUGAAGCGGCGUUUGCCCAGCAAACGCAGUUUUUAUUUAGGUUGUAGGUUUAUGAAGGUAGGCUCAGGUAGGGCUGAUGGUGAUUACAGGGAAACUUCAGCUGGCAGGUCACCCCUGGCACUGCCAUGGCACCCCGCGGUGCGCGCACCUCCCAAACCCGGGUAUCCGAGGACCAGAGUGGAUGCAAGCGUAAGGCUGGGGAGGGUGGGGCGCGAGCCGGCAGGGCUGGGUAAGGGGCGGGGCCCGGCAGCAGGGGCGGGGCUCCCAGGCUAUGAGGCGGGGCCACAGCUAAAGGCGCGUAGCACAGGGCGCGGAGAUCGCCGAGUAGAGCAGCGCCCAGUGGACAGAAGAGGAAGGCUAGGAUCGCACCGUCCCAAUCCGCCAGCCAGCGUCCACGCCGCUCCCGCACCCUUACCCCUGCCGGCCCUUGCCGGACACGACCCACCGACAUGCAGCCCCGGGGCUAAGGCGGCCCGAUGGCGAAGCCCGCGUCCCCGCAACGACGGCGCAUGGAGAACUUCCGUAAGGUGCGCUCCGAGGAGGCGCCGGUGGGGAGCGGGGAUGAGGAGGGCGGCCCGGGCUCAGGCCCCUUCGCCGAUCUGGCGCCGGGCGCCGUGCAUAUGCGGGUCAAGGAGGGCAGCAAGAUCCGGAACCUGCUGGCCUUCGCCACUGCCAGCAUGGCGCAGCCAGCCACGCGCGCCAUCGUCUUCAGCGGCUGCGGUCGAGCCACCACCAAAACCGUCACGUGUGCCGAGAUCCUUAAGCGCCGCCUGGCGGGUCUGCAUCAGGUCACGCGGCUGCGCUACCAGAGCGUGCGCGAGCUGUGGCAGAGCCUCCCUCCGGAGCCCACGCCGGGGCAGAAGCCUGGCGAGCCAGCCGCCAGUCUCAGUGUACUUAAGAACGUGCCCAGCCUCGCCAUCCUACUUUCCAAGGAUGCCCUGGAUCCGCGCCAACCCGGCUACCAGCCGCCGAACCCCCAUCCCGGCCCCUCGUCCCAGCCAACUGCUCCGACGUCCAAGAGGAGUCUAGGGGAACCUGCUGCUGGAGAGAGCUCCGCGAAGAGGUCACAACCCGAGCCAGGUGCUGCUGAAGAGGAACAGACCGCCUGAGAACUCCGGCCUCUGGGCCACCUGGACGGGCUGGAUCCUACCCCCGAGCUUCGACCUUGAGACGCAUCUCUAGCCUUUCAUGCCUUGGUACUCUGGAACCUACAACGUGGCAGUAUAGACCCCAAGGCGACAAGAGGGGGACCCCAGGGAAGCUUCGUGGUGGGGUUGCUCCUCCACUUGUGUUGCCUGACGACACCUUCAGCUUUUCUGAGCCAUACGGGGACCUUCUUCAGGGAGGGAAUGGUGGGCAAUGGGAUUCUUGAGCCUUUAACCCCAAGGGUUAAAGGUUCCUGUAGGAUUCUUGAAGUGAGGUAGGAAGGUGGAAGCUGAGGAAAGCUCUUGGAAUCACCCCACCAUUGUCAGCAGAGGGCAAAGGGUUGGAAGCCACUGCUUGAGGGCGGGCGAUUUUGAGUGGCAAGGGGUAAGGGGCUAUUCUGCCCCUCACCCCAGGACAGUUUCUAGUUUUCCUUUCCCUGCUUUUAAGGAGCAUCCUGAGAUCAUGGUGGCAGGGGCGUCUCCAUAGGCUCUUUUAACAUCCCACUUUCCCCAUGCUGGCCCAGAGGGAGAGACCCAGGACAGAACUCUCCAUGCCACCUCCCCUGAGCCCCACAGCUGGAGUCUUGCUUCCAAUAAAACAAACACAAAAAUGGUUCUGUCCCUGGGUUUUUUCCUAACCACUUGCCUGUGUAGAGACUGCUCUGGUCUGCCCCCUUGUGUCUCAGUCCCCUCCAGCCUGGAAUCCUUAGCUUUUGGAGUCUUAAGGGCCAGGCACAGAAACUGGACAGCUUUGAAAUGGUGCCGGGUGCACCUUACCCAGUGCCUGGUUCCUCCCUCUUUCUCAGCCCUUCCUGGCUAGCUCCAGUAGCUUCAGGGCUUGUGGCCAGAAGGGCACCUUUGUCACCUUACGUGUUACCACUAAGGGAAAGGGAGCAGCAUACUGCUUUUCUGGAAGGGGGAGGAAGGUGAGCAUCAGUGAACUAUCCUGGGGGUCACUGCCAAGGGUGGUAGACCCAACUGGGCUCCCUAAGCCUGCAGCCUCCUGCCAAUAAACAGCCCUACCAGACGGCUGGCACAAAGCCCCCCAGACCCAUGGAUAGAAUCUACCCUUCAUUGCUCUCUCUCUCUCUCUCUGAGAAAGGACAGCACACCCUUGGGAGAGGGGGAGGAGAGACUGAGCACAAAUCCACUGCUGGAAAUUACUAUUCAGCAGAGAAGCUGGGACUUGGGCUGUGAAUCACUGCAGGCUCCCUGAUAAGCUGCUGCCUCUGGCCCUGCACAGCUGUCUGUUGAGAGAUAACAGCCUUAUAAGCCUUUCUGCCCAACUCCAAGUCAGGUAGGAGGGUGGAAGGAGUGCUGUGUACUGGAAGCACUCUAGCAAAUAUGAGGGGGAGGGGCAUAUAGCUCCAAGAUCAUAGAAGCAGACCCUGUCCCCUUGCAACUUAACAGCAUCCUUGGAAAGGAAGAGAUGGGGAAAUAUGUAAGUCACUUGGUAGGCAAAAAGCUGAAAUAAAUCCUUCUGCUGGUAACAAGAGGUAGGUUUCUGCAGUUGAUAGAAGGGGCUCUUCAGGGAGUUCACCCUCACCCCCCAGCUCUGCUUGAGCUUUGGAUAGGUGGGCCCUGUCAAAGAGACUCUGGCACGGGCUGCUCUCCCUAAUGUCUUGUUCUUGAUGAGUCCCUGGGGAGAGCCAAGGGAUUGGGGUGUGUGAGUCUGACUCUCUCAGGAGCAGCCCAGGAAGUGUGGAGAGAAUGUAUACUGUCCUGACAACAAGGUUGCCCUGGGCUGGCACUGGGCGUCUGCAUCUGAAUUUAAUGAUACAACGCAGAAGAGGUCCUGCAUGGUAGAGUCUUAGGAGAGACUGCUCUUGGUUCUGGAAGAGGGUCAACUUUCCAAGAUCACUAGUGUCUAAACUCCUGAUUGCUGGGUCACCAGGACAAUGCAAGCAGAGACUUUCUCAUUGAAGAUGUCCUGGGUCAGGAAGAGGAGAAGAUGCAGACUGACACACAGAGGGAAGAACAGCAUGUGAAGAUGGAGGCAAAGAUUGGAGUUAUGCAGCUGCAAGCCAAGGAAUGCCAAAGACUGCCAGUGAACAACAGAAGCUAAGAAAAAGGUAUAGAACGGAGUCCUCCCUGGAGCCAUCAGAGACAGCAUGGUCCUGCAGACAUCCUGAUUUUGGAUAUCUAGCUUCCAGAACUGUGAGAAAAUAAAUUUCUGCUGUUUUAAAUCAUGCAGGCUGUGGUACUUUAGGAAAACAGCCAAAAGAAACUAAUACAAUAUUCUCACCACCUUCAGUGGGAAUAGGGAAAAGGAAUAUGGGAUGUUUGCUAAGAUCUAGUCGUGCAUGGUGAAAGGCUCUUUUCAGAGUUCUGCUAGCAAAUGUGAACAGAUCAUAUUGCACAGUGUCCUAUUGAACAGAUGAUAGGCUUUGCAGGAAAUGAGGCUGAUUCUGAUCUAGAGCAAGUUAUUCUUCUCUGAGCCUCAGCUCUCUCAUCUGCAAAAUGGGCCAGAUUGCUGUGGGGAUAAUACCAGCCUUCCCAAUCUUUACUCAUCGGAAUCACCUAGGGCACUUGUCAAAAAUAUAUAUUGCUGUUAUAAAUUAAUUGGUAUAAACUGAUUGAUUUCUAAAUAAAAUAGACCUUGCAUUACAACUGAAAAAAA